Macadamia integrifolia is the source of this 991-nucleotide messenger RNA. RefSeq lists its product as uncharacterized. The transcript has 5 exons. Bases 92 to 853 code for a protein of 253 amino acids. The record is from RefSeq and is a predicted model, not a curated record. NCBI's taxonomy places the organism in Eukaryota, Viridiplantae, Streptophyta, Magnoliopsida, Proteales, Proteaceae.
GACAAACAUCUGAACAAGUACCUCAAGAGACUCCCAAUCAUCCGAUGCUCACUGCACCGAUAGAGUGGCCACCGACGAUUUUCACUCCCAUAUGGUUCCAUUUAUUUUUUGUCGUUUUCGUUUCUUGCUAACUAAAUUAUUGAGCAAAGAAAGCAAGCGGAGCGGAAGAGCAAAUAUGUCUUGCAUAUCGGUUCAGUGUCUGCAACUCUUUCCAUCCAAUUUCCCGGCAAAUUCACAGGGAAACCAUUUUAAGAGCUUUAAGAAUUUCUGCUUCAAGCUUGAUACCUCAGCUGUGACCCUUCGAAUCAGUACUUCCUGCAACAGAGUUGCGUCCAGCAAAGGAGUGAGUGUUAGAGCGGAGGAGAGCAGUCCAGAACCAGAAGAGAUCAUCUCUGGAGAAUGGCCCGAGAAUUUCUCUCUUCUCAAUUACGACGACUUGAUAGCGUAUCUCGAGCCAGAGAUCUUCAAGGACAAGAUGGAUCCUGCAACACUGUUGGGAGAAGUAAUGUCCACUGUAGUUCGAACAGCAACGGUUGAUCAGACCCUGGAGGAAAUCGAUCAUCACUUUGAGAUUGUAUCAGGGCUCCCCGUCAUUGACGAUGAGUUCAGAUGCAUUGGUGUCAUUUCUAAGACAGACAAGCAGAGAGCUUCACUUGGGUUGACGUCAAAGGUGAGUGAGGUCAUGUCAUCUCCUGCCAUAACUUCACUGCCUGACAAGACAGUUCUGGAUGCUGCAGCAGUGAUGCUCAAGGAGAAGAUCCACCGAAUCCCUAUUGUGAAUGAAGAAGGCCAGGUUGUAGGCAUUGUAACUCGCAGAGACAUUUUCAGAGCAUUGGAGGGCCUGCCAGCAUGAGCUCUUUUCCCUUCCCCCCCCCCCUUCCCCCUUGUUGUUAUUGUGUAAAUUGUAUAGUACAGGGUUUUUGGAGUAUGUCACUGACAUAUGGGAUUAAAGCUAUCCUUCUAAAGCAAUGUUGAGUAGAGUUUUUCCCCA